Ornithodoros turicata is the source of this 4702-nucleotide messenger RNA. It is a transcript of the gene Mbs, whose product is annotated as protein phosphatase 1 regulatory subunit 12B-like. The coding region runs from base 57 to 2648 and encodes 863 amino acids. The record is from RefSeq and is a predicted model, not a curated record. NCBI's taxonomy places the organism in Eukaryota, Metazoa, Arthropoda, Arachnida, Ixodida, Argasidae. Gene Ontology annotation, biological process: signal transduction. The transcript has 20 exons. Gene Ontology annotation, molecular function: enzyme inhibitor activity; protein kinase binding; phosphatase regulator activity. Gene Ontology annotation, cellular component: cytoplasm.
GUCUGGUGGGCAGGAGGUGAGACUGAUGCGGUGUAGGGCUAGCGUAGUAGGGAGUUAUGUCUUUGGAAUCUCGCCCGAGUAAUGCUCUUUUCAAACGAAAAGAGCAACUAAAACGUUGGGAAGACUCGGAAACCAAUCGUGAAACCACAGAAACACCAGCGAACAAGCUACGACGGAUAAAGUUUAGCGAUGGAUGCGUUUUUCUGGCUGCGUGUGCUGCCGGGGACACUGAUGAGGUAGAGCGUCUGCUCUCCAGAGGUGCCGACAUCAAUACUUCGAACGUCGACGGCUUGACUGCCUUGCACCAGGCAUGUAUCGACGACAACAUGACCAUGGUCGAGUUCCUCGUCGAACACGGCUGCAACCUCAACCUGGGCGACAACGAGGGUUGGACUCCGCUCCACGCAACAGCCUCGUGCGGAUUCGUCAGCAUAGCCAGGUAUCUUAUUGAGAAUGGAGCAAAUGUCGCCCUUGCGAACAAUGACGGCGACCUCCCCAUUGACAUUGCUGAGUGUGAAGAGCUGGAGGAACUCCUACAAGAAGAGAUAGACAGGCUCGAUGUAGAUUGUGAAUCUGCUCGCACUGAAGAAGAGCGUGUGAUGCUGGAAGAUGCAAAGCAGAUGCUGAACAACCCAAGGGUGCAGGACAAGAUUCACCCAAAGACAGGAGCCACCUCCCUUCACGUGGCUGCGGCAAAGGGCUACCAUAAGAUCAUGAGCCUGUUGAUCCAGGCGGGCGUGGACCUGAAUGCACAGGACAACGAGGGGUGGACGCCCCUGCACGCAGCGGCCCACUGGGGACAGAAGACCGCGUGCCGCAUUCUGGCGGAGCACCUUGCCAACAUGGACAUCACAAACUACGUGGGGCAGACGUGCUUCGACAUUGCAGACCCCGAAGUCCUUCUCACGCUGGAGGAGUUGCGCAAGAAGCAGGCCAGCAUGCAGAAGGAAAGGCCAGAAAUCCAAGAAAUCCUGGAACGCAAGGCGCAGAAACCGCCGUUGAAACGACGCACGUCAGUCAUGAGGAUGAGCCUGGCCGACAGGAACAGCGUAGUUGACAAGGAUAAGUCCUCGGAGCGAUCGGCCAUUGAAGCGCAGUACCACCUUGCUAAGGUCGAGGAAGACGUUGAGAGAAGUUCCCAGGAAAGGGAAAUCAACUCGAAGGAAGAAAUCACACGCAAGAACGAGGUUAACAAGGCCAACGUGCUGCUGGACGGCAUGGUGGAACCCUCGCUUGCUGAAAAACCGAAAGAGCCACCAAGCAACGACAUCGAUGAGGUGACUGUGGCGUUGCGUAAGCUUCGUCGCACGAGCCCUCAGCCUCCGCAAGAUGUAGAAGUACGCACCCCCAAUCCCCCGACGCAGCAGCCACUGAAAGAAGUGACACCUCCCCUACCAGAGAAAAAACCCUCACCGCCUCCAGUAGAAGAAAGGAAAAAGGAACCUAGCCCGCCGGAAGAAACUGUUACCCUGCGCAAGCGAGCACGUGCCGUGCCAGAUAACAACGAGGAGUCUUCCGCGUCGACCACAGAAAAUCCUGCUCAAGGAGCCCCGAAACGGACAUUUGUGCUGCCAGUACGUGAUGAGGAGUCCGAGACUCAAAGGAAAGCACACGCAAAGAGGGUCAGGGAGACCAGGAGGUCAACGCAGGGCGUGACAUUGGAAGACCUCAAGUCUGCGGAGCAGCAGCUGCUGAAGAAACAGCAGGAACGUGAAGAGCACAAAGAGGAUAAACCACCGCCGUCCCAAGCAGCAAAGUCGGCAACAGACGACACAGCUCAAAGACUGCUGGGGAGCUCCAAAGAGAAGGAGGAACAACCACCCACGGUCCGCGUCGUUCCGAGUAGCCCAGAGGUGGGAACGACCAUUACCCUCCCCAUACCCUCUCGAGGCCGUGUCAGCCCCAGGGGUUCCGAGGAUGCCAGUCAUACGGUGACGAUUCCUUUCCGUCCGAGGGCGUCUCCGUUUGAAGAACCGGAGCCCAAAGACACAUCUCCCCCUAGCCCAGAAGCUGGUGACAUGGACAAGGACGACUCUAGAAAUAACGGCACCGUCCAGUCGGCGGCGAUUCAGAGGCGGCGAAGGCCCAAACGAAGAUCCACCGGUGUUGUCUACCUCGAGGGAGAAACGCCUACGGAACCCACUACAGGCCAGGCGAGUACAGAGGCUUCAGAUCAGGAAAAACUGAGGCUAGACAAGCAGGACCUCAUCGGGGAUGGGCGGGCCCCUACGGACCCCCUGCGUGGAAGAAGUGGGUCGACAGGCUCUAUCGCAGACAGCCUCAAGUCAGAGUCAGAAUCUCGGCAAAGCGAUAGGCUUUCAACAAGCACGGGCAGCUUGGUGUCCGAGUCAGAGCUAGACUACAAGAAGUUGUACGAAGACCUGAAGGAAUCCCACGAAAGGCUUAAAACAAAACUCAUCAAGACAGAAGACGAACUGGACAGCACAAAGCGUCAGCUCGAGAAGGCUCUCCAAAAUAAUCGGAAUUCGUUGAGCGACACAGAAAAGAGGGAACGACGUGCAAUGGAGAGGAAAAUGUCGGAAAUGGAGGAAGAGCUCAAGGUGCUGGAACAGUUGAAGACGGAAAACGUGAGGUUGCGAGAAGAAAACGGGGCCCUCAUCCGAGUCAUCAGCAAGCUUUCCAAAUGAAGACAUCGCACACACGAACAUCUGAGGUGCCCUUUCUUGUCUGCGCCAGCCCCCCUCGCCGUCCUCCAAGGGACACUGCUUCAUCGUCACCUCGGCCGUCCCCAUACUCGUGUUGUCUUCCGACCUGAUCAGUGCCUUUGCUCCCGACAAAGGGGGAGCCUCAUCUCUUGAAAAGUCACUUUACACCUUAACCCGGGUGUCCUUGACGGCAUACAAAUUUGUGUUUUUUAAUGCCCUCAUUUUCUCGUCUUUAUCCUUACCCCCGUACUUUUUUGGUGACAGCUGCAAACCGCACACAGGCAGGAAACGCGAAGGGACCUCUCUGUGAUGUUUUAGGCCUUUUGAGUUUAGAGCCACAGGUACUGCACGUCUGCGGCACUCGAUGCAUGGUAGAGAGUUUUUGUGACUAGCUGUAGCCCAAGAUUUUUUUUUUAUUUUUUUUUUUAAGGUGCAAAGCCACGAAGCAUAAUAACCUGUGCGUAUUUGCCUCUAGUUCUCGAAGGCCAGGUUUUACCGCAGUUUCAGAAAAAGAAACAGCCUCUGGAGGCCUUUUUGGACAAUAUGUGCCUCACUUCGAAGCCUUACUUCCGUUACCUCGUAUAUCGAUCCAUUUCACUUUGCUGGAUGGAAGUUUUAAUGUUUUAUGACACGGCCUGUUGCGUGCUUUGGCAUGUUAGCUAAGUUUUAAAUUUAGUGUGUUACCGUCAUUUUAGAAAAGAAAUCUCUCUCCGUUUCUCAGCGAGGGUUUUCGGCCACUGUGGGACUUAGAAUAGUGUCGGUGCUUUUAGGGUUUCCUCAGGGCAGGUGGGUGAAACUGCCGUUUGUGUGCACGGGCAUUCGAUGUGGAACCUUCUUUUGCAGCACAUGGUUUCAUGAUUUUACUUACUGGAGGGCAAAGGGCAUAUAGUACAUGGAAGCAGUACGAGCAAAUAAAACUUUUCACCUCGCUUUCCUGUGUGCUGCAGAAUAAAAUAUCAGUCUACCACGCAGGUCUUCGUGGGGCCUUCUCCUCAUUGCAAUUUUUUUGACUCUCUGCUGCAAUGGAAUCUAGUCCUGAAAAUCGGUAUUCUCGCGCUCUUAAAUGAUGGGCCUUUUUUUUUUUUUUUUUUUUUUUUAUCGUUUAACUCUCACGUAGGGUCUCUGCGCUGUGAGGGUGUCCAGCUACAAUGCUCACCUCUUAAGAGUUGGAUGUUGGGUUGGAGAUAGAUCGUGUCGCAUGUUUUCUACGAGCAUGUGGGGCCAGUAACUUGCCCGGUCACUGUUAGUGACGAAAGGUCACACAGUUCCUUUUCUCCUACCCAUGUAGUCAGUCCAGCCCUUUUCUUUAUGUAUCCAAAACUUAUUAUUUUUCUUUCUUUUUUUUUUUUUUUUAAGUGGGAGAGAGAGCCUCAUUUUCUACUCUUUACGUCUCGCGACAAUGCAUCGCGAACGAAGCUGUUGUAUGAAAAGCUGUCCUCUUUGCCAAAUGAAUGUGUGUGUGUGCAUGUCCUUGUCAGUGUGAGUGAUUAUACGCCUGAUGCCUUUUUUUUUCCUGACUCCCUGAUUACGCUCCGUAUACAAGUACCCCGGAGGAGGAGGAGGCGUUCUUGUCGAGCCGCCUCAGUUGAACAACCGUGUCGCACGUUUGGAGUGCGCACAAUAUACUACCAUCAUUGUACAUAUCAGAACUGUGAAUACAUUUUUAUAGAGUGCCUUGGCCUGCUCUGUAAGCAAGAGUACGAAUACUUGUAACUAGUUUCCAGCGACAAGAAGAAAAGAAAGGAAAAAAAAACGUACGUGAGGUAAUACGUGUGUUGUACUUGUCGAGAGAUUACGCAAAGUUUUGGAGUUUGUAAUUGUCGUUCAUUUCUGCUUUCAGUUCUCUUCGGAGAAGAAACGUUGAGCAAAUGAUAUGGCAGAGAAAGUUUUAUGUGGUCGUAAUAUAUUUAUUUAUGGAUGGUCUACAUAUAGUUUCUUCUUUGUUGCUAUACUCAGUGGCUGUUGAGAAACAGUGUGUGUGCAUUAGCAUGCCAGAGUUCACUCGUGUGCUUGUAAUAAAAGAUAAUUUUUGUCGC